ACAGUCAAUACAGUUGAUCCCCAAUCAGCUGGGCGAAAGCUAGCUAAACAUGCUAAGCUAACCCAGGAGAGCGUUUAAUAUGGCUGGAGAUUGUGCAUUUGAUACACGGGGUGCACUGGAAGGGCGGUGUUAAACAACAACGAAGGGAUAUUAAGCGAGCCGCCUCUGAUGCCGGGCGAGCCGGUGAUACAAUCUAACGCACGUUUGGCUAACUGUGCCUGUUGAAAUGGAUAUUCUAAGAGACGAUGAAGAGCAGGAGCUGAAAUACAAGCGCGCGGGGCGUUUGGACAUGAGCCACGGCUUCCUGCACCAUAUCCGGAGGAACCAGAUUGCUAGGGAUGACUAUGAUAAAGAGGUGAAGCAUGCCAAAGAGCUUCAGCGGCGGAGGCACACCACAACCCCCAGGCGACCCCGUCGACCUGACAUCCAAGUGUACCAUCCACGGCAAAGACAUGGAUCCGAACCAGGGGCUGGUGCUGAGGCUGAGGAGUGGAACGAGAGUGGGUCGAGCACAGAGACGGAAACCCACGGGACUGAACUUUUCUGGCUCGACUAUCAGGCAGACUCUGGUGCCAUUACAUCCUUUCUUGUGCACAAGGAUGAUAAGCCUGAGAAAGUAGUGGAACGUGUUGCGGAUAAGAACAGCUUGGAUUCAGCCAUGAGGGCAGCUCUGGUGGCUCGGAUUCGAAAGGAAAUGGACAAAAGACGAGACAAACGCUGAGCGAUAUCGAAAGCAAGAAUGUGAUGUCAAAGGCCCUACAGGCAAAGGCCUGUGGAAUAAUAUUUCGUACACAGUUCUGUGCUCCUCCGUGAUCAUGUUCACAUUAUUGGAGGAAUAAUGAGGAACUAGUUCCUGUGCAGCAGCUGUCAGCAGAGAUCCCAAUGUGUUCUCCAGCAAAGUUUUCUGUUAUUAAAGGAGAAGGAACGAUCAGUUAGUACAGACAGUGUGGUGUGGAGACGUUAUGUUCACUGCAUUUUACUCAUCUUAUACCAUUACCUCAUACAAUGACUGAGCAUAUUGUUGACUGGACCUAUAAAUGUAUGUUUCAGAAAGGACCUUGUUAACCUUGAUCCUCCACUGAAUAUGUUUGUGUUUCUUCUGUUUACAAAAAUCUAGGUUUUGUAUUGAAACUGUUUUUGGUAAAGAGUUAAGAUCAGAAUUACAGCCUGUCACUGAUCCUAUGUUGUAAAUGUGCGACUUCAAUUUUGGUUCAUAUUGAGUUGAAGAGUUUAGUGGAUGAAGCCAUGAUACUGUGUUUGUGUGGCAACUGUGUUUUGUUGUUUUCAGUAUUCUAAUUUAUUCAGGGUUGUUGAAAGACUUUUAUUUUUGAUACUGUAAUAUAUUUGACAACAACUCUUUACACGUAAGAUGACAUAUACAUAAAAAAUAUUAUUUACUGUCCAAAUGUGACUCUUCUCAAUGUUUUGCUGGCAUAUUUAUGUUUGAGGCCAAAAUAACAGAGCAAUGCAUUUUAAGACACUGAUAUUACACAUGUUUUCAGCAGGUGGCGCUGUGAAUCCAUUUUCAACUGCACAUUCCUGUAUAGCUUCUAUUGAGCCUCAACUGCUGUUCUCAUACUUUCAAAUGAGAAUGUAUAGUCUCUCGGUGCAUAGUAGCACUUAAUCUGCAUAAACAUGACUAUAUAUUGUCAUGUUCAUAUAAAAGUCCAAGAGAUAUUCUAGAAAAUGUCUCUACGAUCAGUUAAUUAACAGAGAAAUAAAAGUGGUGAAAGCAGAG
This is a messenger RNA of Paralichthys olivaceus (Japanese flounder), 1738 nucleotides long. RefSeq names its product chromosome 4 C2orf68 homolog (gene c4h2orf68). Lineage: Eukaryota; Metazoa; Chordata; Actinopteri; Pleuronectiformes; Paralichthyidae. The record is from RefSeq and is a predicted model, not a curated record.